Molecule: messenger RNA, 1203 nt
Organism: Hibiscus syriacus
Lineage: Eukaryota; Viridiplantae; Streptophyta; Magnoliopsida; Malvales; Malvaceae
Product: LL-diaminopimelate aminotransferase, chloroplastic-like
Exons: 7
Coding region: 1-1050 (349 amino acids)
Cellular component (GO): chloroplast
Molecular function (GO): pyridoxal phosphate binding; L,L-diaminopimelate:2-oxoglutarate transaminase activity
Source: RefSeq, a predicted model, not a curated record
AUGGAUAAGAGGUCUCAUGGAUUGUCUACGCUGGAGGGUUACAGUGGUUAUGGAGCUGAGCAAGGUGAGAAAGCAUUGAGGGCUGCACUUGCUUCGACAUUUUAUGGUAACCUUGGCAUUGAGGAGGAUGAUAUAUUUGUCUCAGAUGGUGCUCAAUGUGACAUAUCUCGACUUCAGGUUAUUUUUGGAUCUAAUGUUACAAUGGCAGUGCAAGACCCAUCAUACCCGGCCUAUGUAGAUUACAGUGUUAUCAUGGGUCAGACUGGACAGUUUGAAAAGGAUGUUGAAAAGUUUGCAAAUAUUGAGUAUAUGAGGUGUACACCAGAGAAUGGUUUCUUUCCUGAUUUAUCCACUGUUGCCAGAACAGACAUCAUAUUCUUCUGUUCACCUAACAAUCCUACUGGAGCUUCUGCAACAAGAGAGCAGUUGACUCGAUUGGUUCAGUUUGCAAAGGACAAUGGGUCUAUCAUAGUCUAUGAUUCUGCAUAUGCCCUGUAUAUGUCAGAUGAUAACCCACGUUCUAUCUUUGAAAUUCCUGGAGCAAAAGAGAUUGCAAUUGAAACAGCUUCCUUUAGCAAGUAUGAUGGGUUUACUGGAGUUCGUCUCGGUUGGACUGUUGUUCCAAAACAGCUUCUGUUCUCAGAUGGAUUUCCUGUUGCCAAGUACUUCAAUCGUAUUGUUUGUACUUGCUUUGAUGGUGCGUCUAAUAUUUCCCAAGCUGGUGGCUUGGCUUGCCUUUCACAGGAAGGGCUUGAGGCAAUGCAAGAGGUGAUUGUCUUUUAUAAAAAAAAUACCAAAAUUAUAGUAGAGACAUUUAACUCGCUUGGGUUUAAAGUGAACGGAGGACAGAAUGCUCCAUAUGUGUGGGUCCACUUUCCGGGCCAAAGCUCAUGGGAUGUGUUCAGCGAGAUACUUGAGAAGACCCACAUUGUUACUACGCCUGGAAGUGGUUUCGGACCAGGUGGUGAAGGUUUCAUCAGGGUCAGCGCAUUUGGUCACAGGGAGAAUGUCUUGGAAGUUUGCAGAAGAUUCAAGCAGCUUUACAAUUGAAUCAGUAUCAUUUGACCUGUUGCCUCGGUUUUAAACCUGACAUGAAAGGCCAUCUGCUUUUAUAUUUUUUAUUCUAUUUUCUUUUAGUAGCAUUGCUUAUAAUAUUGUAUCGGAUUCUAUGCUAAGAAUGCAGAGCAUUGUCCUGUAACAUUC